UGUUAAAUCCAUGCUACGGUCACGCUGAGUCACGCUUGCUUCGAAAUAAUUUUGUUUAGUGUUUUGUUGAGUGCGAAUUAUUAAUUUUUAAUCAAAUAAAUACUAUUUUACUGGCAAUAUGUCUACGCUUACACGCUGCGCCUUUCUGCUGCUAACACUGGCUGUUUGCGGCAGUUGGGCCAUACGUUGCUAUCAGUGCUCCUCCGACCAAGAUCGUAAGGGUCAUGACAGUUGUGGCGCCUACAAGCGUUUUAAUCGCACUGAGCACAUUGCCAUCGAAUGCAAUAGCGAUGAAUCUCACAUGCCUGGCUCCUUCUGCAUGAAGGUUGUGCAGCAGGGACCACGAGGCUUCAUCUGGGAUGGACGCUGGCGUCAAGUAAUACGCCGUUGCGCCUCCGUUUCAGAGACGGGCGUCACAGGCGUGUGCAAUUGGGGCGUCUACGAGAACGGCGUUUACUGGGAGGAGUGUUAUUGCUCCAAUGACAGCUGCAAUGGCUCUGGUCUGACCACGUUGGAUAAAUCACUACAGUUAUUACUGGGAUUCGCUCUGAUGGCCGCCACUGCUAGCUUUAUGCGCAGCUAGAAAUGUUUGCAUUUCAUCGGAGAAACAGAAAUUACAAAAGAAAAGUGCCUUUAAACAUCGCCUCACUAGCUGUUGGAAGCUCAAACGAAUCUAGCAUAAUCUCUAUGUAUAAGUGACUCGAAUUCCAUUCAACAUUCCGUCCACAUUUAUGUGUUUAUUUUUAAGUCAAAAGUUUUUACACCGAAUCUCGCAAUAUCAUUUUUGUACCACGAAAUAUAGACAAUAGUUUAAAAUCGGCUACCAAA
Drosophila sulfurigaster albostrigata is the source of this 828-nucleotide messenger RNA. RefSeq lists its product as uncharacterized. Bases 119 to 583 code for a protein of 154 amino acids. The transcript is spliced from 3 exons. The record is from RefSeq and is a predicted model, not a curated record. Gene Ontology annotation, biological process: sleep; regulation of synaptic transmission, cholinergic; positive regulation of voltage-gated potassium channel activity. Lineage: Eukaryota; Metazoa; Arthropoda; Insecta; Diptera; Drosophilidae.